UCUCGCCUCGCUAAUCCCUUCUCGGAAGAAAUCGGGUUCGCGAGCGGGCAGAUCCACCUUCUCGAUCGGAGGCGAGGGUUUCCCGGCCACGGCGGCCCGAUCCCGGACCUCCUCGCCGCCGGUGUUCGACGGAAUUCCGCAAUGCCGAGCGGGGGCAGGCGGCUGCCGCCGUGGACGUCGCCGAGGGGCGCGGCGAGGUGGAGCCCCUGCAGCCCCGCGGGCGACCUCGUCUUCGGGAGCCACGUCACGCCGCCCGCGAGCGCCGGCUGCCCCUCCUCCUCCUCCUACCGCGUGACCCCGCCGACGAGCGGAGGCCCCGUCGCGACGCCUCUGCCGAGCGGCGGCGGGGGCGGGUGUUCCAGGCCGCCGAGGGCGCCGCCGGCGCUGGAUUCGCCGUACGUGAGGGCGAAGCAGGCGCAGUUAAUUGAAAAGGAUCCCAACAAGGCAGUUCCAUUGUUCUGGGCGGCUAUUAACAGUGGUGAACGAAUUGAGAGUGCACUGAAGGAUAUGGCUACUGUACUGAAACAAGCCAAUCGGGCUGAAGAGGCCAUCGAAGCGAUAAGAACCUUCCGUGACCGUUGUCCUAAUGAAGCUCAAGACUCUCUUGACAAUAUUCUUAUUGACCUUUACAAGAAAUGUGGUAGGACAAAAGAGCAGAUUGAAAUGCUGACAGUGAAGCUGAGAAUUGUUGAUGAGGAUCUAGCUUCUGGCCGGUGGAAAACUAAGCUGUCUAAAUCUCAUGGAAGAGUAGUCUAUCUGUCUCUCAGAGAUGAAAAAGCAAGGUUGCUGGGUAACCUCGCCUGGGCCCAUAUGCAGUCUGAGAACUAUGAGGAAGCUGAAAUGCUCUACAGGCAAGCUCUUGCUAUAGAAGCUGAUUAUAACAAAGAGUGUAAUUUAGCCAUCUGCUUGAUGAAGAUUGGAAAGGUAGCUGAAGCUAAAUACCUUCUCCAAUCUAUACCUUGCAACUCCAAUGAUGAAAACCAUGUGAGAUCUCUUGCCCGGGCUACUGAAGUGCUUAGGGAAAUGGAGUCACAAACACUCCCUUCACCCAUUACUCAAAUGAAGUCUAAAGAUUCAAGGAUUUCGGUUGCUACUGAUGUGGAGAACCUUGAAUAUCUACAUCCACAAAUUCUUUCUUCAACUCAACUGAAUUAUGAAGAGGCACAAAUUCCAGUUCCAGCGGAUACAGAGAAGCAUGAGAAUUGCAACCCACAAGCUCUUCCUUCUCCGAUAACCCAGUUGAAGCGUAAAGAACCACAAUUUAUGCUUGCAACUGAGGAAGAGAAGAACGGACAAUGCCUGGAGGAGCACCAAGAUCUUUCUAAACUGUUCAACGAUGCUGCUACACCACAGUCUCUACUCGAGAAACUACGCAAGCGGCUGGUUGAGAAGGACAGACCAAAUGUCAGCACAGAGAAUCAAAUUCAGACUCCUAUCUCAGCUGAAUGCCUGCCAAACUCUAAUGGCGGCAUUGAUGCUAGUGAGAAUCCUAUGCAAGAGGGGAAGGGUUUUGCUGAUGGGGCUAGAAAAACGUGGGCUGACAUGGUGGAGGAGGAUGAACAGCAAACUACUGUGCAGGGUAGGAGCAGCAAACAUGCAAGUGAGCAGAGGGGCAGAACACCACCAUCAUCUCAAGAAAGCAGCAGCCUCAAAACCCCAGUCCCAGGUGUUCGGCUACAAAGUUCAUCAGCAGGUUCUUGGAGACGCAGCGACUCCAGAAUCUCGACAGACGAGAACAUGAACCCGAAGUUUGUGAGGACUGCUCCAUCAUGGAAGCAGCAGAAGGCUCAAGACCACAGCAACCGAGUCAGCCAAAGGCUUAACACGAUUCAUCUCAGUGAGAAGGCUCAAGGCACCGGGCAAACACCAUGGAGAAGCAGUGCAGCUCAGCGUUCUCUUUUCGGCGGCCAUGUACCAUUUCGUGACAGUGAGAACUGUCAGGGUGCCAGUCACACUGAGGCCACUAGCCGCUGGCCUAAGAACGCGGCGGCGAGCACAAGACCAUGGAGGCCGCAGCAGAACCGGCUGCGGGUCUUCCGAGACAUCACAGAUGAGAUGAACCAAAAUGUUACAUAGCUAGAUCUUUAUUCCCCACUCACUGUUCUUACCAGUAGUGAUUGUUGUUUCCCACCAGAGAUGAGACUAGUGAAAUAGCUGGUAGUUUUCCGUUCCUGGUUUUCUUUCUGAGAAGAGGCAUUAGCGUUGUAGUGCAUGUCAGCAGCUCCAAGGGGAUGAAUUACAACAACCAUGAGCUAAGGAGCUCACUUCAGAUCCUAACAAGUCCAUGAGUUUACAAUCUCUUCAGAUCCAAGUAGAUAUCUUUUUACUGCAAAAAAUUUCUUUGUCACGCCAAGUUUCCUGUAAAAGAGAAGAGGGUAACUAAAUCCCUGCUGUGAUUUUUUUUUCUCCUUUUGCAGUUUCUGUCAACUGCUGCAUAUAACAAACACUACAGUCCUUGUACCUUUUGGCAAUACUGUUUAGAUGUUACUGCCUGGUUCAUUUGCUGCACAUGUGGUUCCUGGGACAAUUUGCUGCAUGAUGGAUGGGGCUGCAAGAUCUGAGCUUGUGCAGAGGCAGGCAAUGGCAAAUGCAUGACUGAGCCACCACCGUGCACCUGCAUCGAUCUGCAUAGUGCUCGCCCUCCCCUGGCAUUUUCUACCUUGUCUACACACUGGAGUCAGGUGGAUUCCUCCUGCUGGAGGUGCUAACAUGGUCGUGGUGUACCUCUCGGCAGCAAUAGCAGCCUUGAGCUUCACCUCACCCUGACCUGCAGAUACAGGCCGAGGCGGUCGAUGUCGCCAGCUAGACUCACAAUCGUGUUGCAUCCACCCGUCAGUUCAUCCAAAAACAAACUGACCUGCGUGCCGAGGUUGUCGAUGCAUACCGCCAGCUAAACCUCAUCUGGGCGACGCUGUCUAGAUCUAAGCAGCUAUGGCCUUGGCUGCUGACACUGUUGCAUCACAUUUUUGUGGGAUGAACAGUUCACCCAAAAGUUUAAACGAGGAACUAAAGCUGCCAGCAUCUGUCCCGGCUUGGCCUCCAAUAAUUCGGGUGCAUGAUUGGCCACAAAUUGCUCGUGUAUAUAUGUGUGAGGUCUCUACAUGUAUUGGCCUCCCUUCCAUGAAUGCUAACGUGGGGUGUAUGUCACAUAAGGA
Lolium perenne is the source of this 3155-nucleotide messenger RNA. RefSeq lists its product as uncharacterized. Gene Ontology annotation, molecular function: protein binding. The record is from RefSeq and is a predicted model, not a curated record. Lineage: Eukaryota; Viridiplantae; Streptophyta; Magnoliopsida; Poales; Poaceae.